This is a messenger RNA of Mangifera indica (mango), 519 nucleotides long. Its product is annotated as 40S ribosomal protein S30. Gene Ontology annotation, molecular function: structural constituent of ribosome. The coding region runs from base 152 to 340 and encodes 62 amino acids. The transcript is spliced from 3 exons. The record is from RefSeq and is a predicted model, not a curated record. Gene Ontology annotation, cellular component: cytosolic small ribosomal subunit; ribosome. Gene Ontology annotation, biological process: translation. NCBI's taxonomy places the organism in Eukaryota, Viridiplantae, Streptophyta, Magnoliopsida, Sapindales, Anacardiaceae.
CGACAUCGCCCUUGUUUUCCUUCCGCUCAGCUAAUCCUAGCCGUCGGAUCUAACCGAAUAACUCGAAUAAAUAUCCCGUCUUCAAACGCUAACCCUAAAAUCGUGCAACCUUUCUUUUUCUCUGAGACGAAGAAGAUUCAGUGAAUCAGCCAUGGGUAAGGUGCACGGAUCGCUGGCACGUGCCGGAAAGGUGAGAGGCCAGACACCGAAGGUGGCUAAGCAAGAUAAGAAGAAGAAGCCACGUGGACGUGCCUACAAGCGCAUGCAGUACAAUCGCCGUUUUGUCACUGCUGUUGUUGGCUUCGGAAAGAAACGAGGACCCAACUCCUCCGAGAAGUAAACUUGAACUGGUGCAUUUAUGAACUAGACUUAUGGCCUUUCAUGCUAGAGAAAAACACACUAGCCCUGUUACUUCUUAGUUAUUAUUUUUUUUCCUUUUGAACAAUUUUGUUUGGUUUAGGAUGGAAUGUCAAACAUUAUGAAUCUCAAUUAAUUACUGAUUGAAUUUUGUUGUCUAAA